Molecule: messenger RNA, 723 nt
Organism: Lactuca saligna
Lineage: Eukaryota; Viridiplantae; Streptophyta; Magnoliopsida; Asterales; Asteraceae
Source: the annotation of a GenBank genome assembly
AUGUGCAAGUCUUUGGUGACAAAUGUCUGGAGAAACAUGAAUAGUUGUAAAAGCAACUUUCAGAAGACUGCAAAGUUGAAGGAAAAACAUGGAGUAGAGCCUGUUGUUACAUGGACUGCUGAGGAGGGUUGCUACGGAGCAACUCUGUCGGAUCUGUUCGUCGUCGAUGAUACAAAGAAAAUACGAGGUGGUGUUGCGAGGAUCGAAUCGAGGAAUUUAGGGUUCUCGAGCUUUGCAGAGUCGGUGUUGGAUACGAAGGAAGAUAAAGAAGACGACGAAGAAGAAGAACAUAAUGACGAUGAUGAUGAAAUUAGGGUUUCUGAUGUGGUGUUUGUGCAAAAUGAAGUUGAUGAUGAUGGAAUUAAAGAAGGGGAUCUUAAGACGGCGAAGAAGAAGAAGAACAAAUCGUCUUCUUUCCGUUACCAGUCGUGCUUUACAGACGAGACCCAUGACGGUCGAUGGCAACAGCAGCAGGCGGCGGCGGUGGUGUUGGAGCUCCACAGUAGCAGCGACAGUGGGCAGGAUGGCAGCUUCGCUGCUUCCACUUCCUGUUCCGACGAGCUUGAUGAGGAUGGAGGCGAACGGAGUUGGGUACGGCGGAGGGAAGAAGUAGUGGUGACGACGAUAUUUGUUGGUGGAGGAAAGAGCUCCAGUGGCAGGGGAUUGCUCCGGCAACCUUCUGUUGCAUCGUCCUUAUUUAAGGUCACCGGUGGUGGUUAUUGA